Molecule: messenger RNA, 1846 nt
Organism: Schistosoma spindalis
Lineage: Eukaryota; Metazoa; Platyhelminthes; Trematoda; Strigeidida; Schistosomatidae
Source: the annotation of a GenBank genome assembly
GUCACGUGCUUCUUAACCUGUAUCGUUAAACGCCCUUUCAUAGUUGUAAUCGUUCUUCAUAUAUUUAACUCGUAGGCGCUGUUUGCCAUACAACUGAACAACAUUCUUUACUGAUAGUAAUGAAGUGAUGUCGACACCUGUUCUAUUAGGAUUGGGUAUGAUAGCCGUAGGAGUUGCUGGACGUUAUAUAACACGGAAUACGAAUAUUGGUAGUAUACAAAAACUUUUCAGCAUAUCUGGACUGAAUGGCUCCAAGUAUUAUCGUGGGGGGUUUGAACAAAAUAUGUCCCGGCGUGAAGCUGCCCUAAUCCUUGGGGUGAGUCAACAGUCAAGUAGAAAUAAAAUUAGGGAUGCUCAUAAGAGGAUCAUGCUUCUUAACCAUCCCGAUAAAGGUGAGUUCAAAAUAAAAUUAUCACUAAUUUUCUAAUUUAUGUCAAUUUCUGCAUCAAUAUUAUAACCAACUAAAACCUUAUCCAUAUUAUUAUUAUUCGCUUUUGGUUAUUUAUGAUCUGUUAGGAGCAUGGGACAUGUUGAAGACUUGAUAAUCUAUAUUCUGUCGUGAAAGCCUGUGUUUGUUUUCUGUAGCUCACUAGAUAAUUGAAUAAAAGUUGUAUAUGCUACGACUAGUUAUCAGAUUUCGCUCAUUGUUUUUGUAUUAAGAUUGUAAAUUAUCUACAUAUUGCUCACCCUCGUAGAUUUCUUCAUGGGCUCAAUCUGGGCUUCUUAAUUGAAUUUCUCAGAAAUAUAGAGGCCGGUGAAUCAAAACAAUUUAAUUUCUCAUAAUCAUGUAGUAUUUCAGAUGUUCUCAUUUAUUCUCAUAAAUAUUCGGGUUUGUUAUUCUACACAACUGCACCUCAUUCUUUGGUUUCACUCUCGUGGUUUUAUUUUCGUGCUUUUUUAUUGUUAAUUUUCUUUGCUAUGUUAAGAAAUUAUGUUACUUAAACUGUUGAACUACUUCAUCAGACAGGAAUAUCCAGCCCAUAAGUGUCUAAUAUUUGAGAAAAUAAAAGUUUCCACUUCAGUAAUGUUACUUAGUGACCUAUGCAAAGGAUCGCAGUUCCCCUGAUGUCAGUGACUAAUUCAUAAUCUUACAUAUCGCAUCCAUUGAUUACAUUAGUAUGCUGUGCUAGCUGGGAUAGGAGUAAAUUGGAUAUCAACUAUGAAAGGGUAACCCGGAACAUGAUCAUUAUUUGCCUUGUUUAAUUGUAUCAGAAAGUGUAAACUUCCUGACUGAAAUCCAUGUAAUAAUUAUAAUAUUCAGUGUACUAUUGCAAGUUAUUCACAAUUUAGUUUACCAAAUUCAUUAAGAAGGAUUUGUUCAUAUAUUUGCGUACUUCUACCCUAGUAUUUACACUUCAAUGUACACUUGAGACUUUUGUCAACAGAGCAAUCCAACAGUUAUUUUGUCUAUAUAUAUUCCAUCGGCUUCUUGAAAAGGAUAAAACAAAAGCUUGCCACUCAAGCCCUACCACUUUUCCAGCUUCUGUCGGUUCACAACAACAAGGAUCGAAAUGGAGUUUCUUGUUAAUAAAUAUUUUGCGUAGAAUAAUUUCAUAACAGAAGAAGCGACUAACUUAUAAUGAAAUAAAACUAUUAACUAUAUAUGAAAGGUGUAUUCGUAAAAAAGUUACUGUCCAACUCUAAAAAAUGAUUUAUCUGACAAACAACAAAGGUGUACUUUUAACCAUCACUUCAUAAAUUGUCUUCAGGUUCAUGCCCGCCAGUUUUCGGUAGUUAUUUAUCUUUUUUUAUACAAAUAUUUUACACAACGUAUAAUCUUUUAAUUUGCUUGAGUGUAAUAUGUUUAUCGUAUAUUUAAUUUAGGCGGUUCCCCAUACUUGGCUGC